Cryptomeria japonica (Japanese cedar) is the source of this 762-nucleotide messenger RNA. RefSeq lists its product as uncharacterized. The coding region runs from base 1 to 762 and encodes 253 amino acids. The record is from RefSeq and is a predicted model, not a curated record. NCBI's taxonomy places the organism in Eukaryota, Viridiplantae, Streptophyta, Pinopsida, Cupressales, Cupressaceae. The transcript is spliced from 4 exons.
AUGGGGACCGAGGCUAUCAUACGCCUUGGGCAUGCAAGAGCUGAUUGGGUUACAGUGGCUCAGUUUCCUGGUGGCGGUGCUAGGGUGGUCGGUGGGCUGGGCAGAGGUGUUCCGGUGGCGGCGGCCGGGAAGCUGAGCGGUGACCGAGAAGCUGGGCGCAGUAGCAGCGGCGGCGGAGGCCAGGCAGAGGGUGCAGUGGAGGCUGCCGGCGGCGGCUGGGCCAGCAGGCGGUGGUGCAGCGGAGUUUGCCGGGGGUCGGGGGAGCCGGCUGGCACUGGCGGGGGUUGGGGGCCAGCAGGGAGCUACGGGGGCUGGAAAGAGCCGGCGGGGGGGGCUAGAGGCAGGGCCGCAGGGGGCCGGACUGACAUGUCCGAGGAUGAUUUGCUUGUUGCCGAAGGAGCUGCGGUUAUUAUGGAAGAAGAGAUGGUUGAGUCAAAUGUGGAGAAACCCUCCACUUCUCUUCAAACAGAUUUACCAAUUGCUAAGAGAAAAGGGAAGGAAUCGGAAAUAAAUGAAAGAGAUGAAGAACCUAUGGUUCAAACGCAUGCAAGUCAAAUUUCUCCUGCAACCAAGAGGCGUAGGUCAAAAAGAAAAACUCAUGCAACAAAACCACAGGUAGAAACCAUUCCUGUAACCACUCCAAAGGUUUAUGUGAGAAGAAAACGAAGUAGGACCCAGAAGGCUUGUCCAACAGGUGAUUCGACAGAGGCUAUUUCAGUGGAAACAUCAGAAGAAGGGAGCCCUGGAGAAGUUGAAAUUUAG